AUGUCAAAAUCUGUUCUUUGCUCAAUCGAAAAUGUUACAGAAGUUAGCUCCAAGGAAGGAGAAGUGCAAGGAACACUCUCAUUGGUUGUUUCUGAUAAUAAAUUCUAUCUCUGUUUUGCAAUUUUAGAUGGAACACCAACACAAUAUAUCACUUCAGUAUUUGAUUAUAAGAAAGUACAAGAUGGAGAUAAUUGGAAUCGAUUAGAACCAUUUUGCUUUAAUUGCACGCGAGUUUCAAAUUUUACAUUUUUUGAAAAUCCUUACACAAUUAAAAUCAACGUUUUAAAUGAUUUAGUAGCUCGAAAUUUCGUAAUUUCUGAUGCAGAAAUUCUUUCGUUACCUAUUUUCAUUGAACAAAUAAUCUUAAAUGGAAUUGCAGUGCCAAGUUCAGGCAAUAGGUACUCAUUAGAGUUUUACCGAAAUGGUCAUCAUGGUGCUUAUCCACUCAUUCCAGCCAAUAUACAAUUAAAUGUAAUUACUUUUAAUAAUCUCGAAGAAUUUUUGAUGGAUGUCUUAAACUUCUUUGAGAAACUAAUGUUACAUCUUGACACGUGUCAUUCAAUACCUUUGGAUAAUCAAUUUCCUAUAAAUAACGCAGCAAAAGCAUUUAAUCAAAGAAUUAUCGAAAAAAUCAACGAUUAUAUAUCCAAAUUACCUGAUUACGAACCAAUAACUGUAGAGAACUUUAAAUCAGCAUUCGAUGAAGCAGGAAAAUUGAAAAAUCCUCAAGAAUUUAAACUCAGAUUAUUCCAUAGCAAAAAAGACAAAGAAUUAUUGCCAGAACUCAUUCCGUUUGCUCUUAAAAUAUAUCCACUCGAUAGUACUCAAGCGGAAAGAGAGAAAAUUUCCGAAAAUUUGACAAAAGAAUUUUUACUUCUCCAAGAACAAGUAAGUUUGAUACAGCAAGCUCAAGUUGAUAACAAUAGCAAGCUAUUUUCUACAUUUAGAGUCAUAGAUCAUGAUGUAAAUCGCACAGAUCGAACUUCGAUCGCAUUUCGGAAGGAUAAUUCACCAGCAGCUUUAAUUCUCAACCAAUUACUGAAAAUGUAUGCGUUGUAUAACCCACCUAUCUCUUAUUUACAAGGAAUGAACGACUUAUUUGUUCCGAUUUUAACUGCAUUCAUUCCAAACUACUCAGAAGACGGAAUACCAAUUGAUAAAGAUGGAAAUGAGCUUGAUUACAAGCCAUUCCUGCCAAUGAUCUUCUGGUGUUUCGAAUCUAUGGUCAUAAACACUCAACAAAUCAAGUUUUUGGAAAAUGUAACACUUCACUGCGGCCAAAUAUCCGAAAUCGUUCAAGAUAUAUUGAAUCACAUUUCCCCGAUGGCUGCAAUUUGGUUCCGCCGUUAUAACAUGCAAGGUUUGCUCUGGUGUUAUUCGGAUUUUGUUUUAUUGUUCAAGAGAACAUUUGAAGACAUUUGGACAACGUGGUUCCAAUUCAACGCGUGCGAACAACCUGACCAGUUCUUGAACUACUUCGUCGCAGCCAUUUUAAUUGCUUCCUUCGAUGGAUACACUCAACUUGAAGAAAUUUCAAUAACUACGAUGAUGGAUGCGUUUCCAAGGUUGCUGGCUUCUUUAGAUCCGAUUUAUCUUGGAAAGAUAGCGCUUUGGAUACAAGAAAACUAUAGACUUCAAGAUAACAAAGUUAUUAAAGAAAAUAAGAAAGAUAUUUCUUUCGAAUUCUUCCAUCCAAGCUGGGAGUAA
Molecule: messenger RNA, 1707 nt
Organism: Trichomonas vaginalis G3
Lineage: Eukaryota; Parabasalia; Trichomonadida; Trichomonadidae
Product: regulation of vesicle fusion
Exons: 1
Coding region: 1-1707 (568 amino acids)
Biological process (GO): activation of GTPase activity
Molecular function (GO): GTPase activator activity
Source: RefSeq, a predicted model, not a curated record